This is a messenger RNA of Gastrolobium bilobum, 2185 nucleotides long. RefSeq names its product small ribosomal subunit protein uS3c. The record is from RefSeq and is a predicted model, not a curated record. Gene Ontology annotation, cellular component: cytosolic small ribosomal subunit. Gene Ontology annotation, molecular function: RNA binding; structural constituent of ribosome. The transcript has a single exon. The coding region runs from base 364 to 1020 and encodes 218 amino acids. Lineage: Eukaryota; Viridiplantae; Streptophyta; Magnoliopsida; Fabales; Fabaceae. Gene Ontology annotation, biological process: translation.
AUAACUUUUUGGUCAAUAUAUAUAUUCGUGUCUGUUCACAACACAAAGUACGAAUAGUAAUUGAUAAUUUUUUUUGAUAAGGAGUUAGGAUACUCAAACUUAUGCUUUAGUGAUUUUAAUAUCUUCUUCUAUUUUUUUUUAUACAGCAGGAAAUAGAAAUAUUAGUCACAAUAUAGAUUUCAACAAACUAAGUCAAUGAGUCAUAAAGAUCUAUUUAUAAUUUAUAUAUAAAUAAGAAAGGCACGCCUUAUUAUCCUUACUACUUUAUAAAUAUACUGAAUUACUUAAGAAAAAAAAAAUCGUAUGAAUAAAAAAAAAGUAUACAAAUAUGACACAUCAUUUUAUGUAUAGUAGUGGGGAAUUAUGGGACAAAAAGUAAAUCCGCUUGGUUUUAGACUUGGUACAACUCAAAAUCAUGAUUCUAUUUGGUUUGCCCAACCAAUCAAUUAUUCGGAGAAUCUACAAGAAGAUAAAAAAAUACGAGAUUGUAUCACGAAUUUUAUAGAAAAAAAUACAAGAAUUUCUUCCGGCGUCGAGGGAAUUGCACGGAUAAAGAUUCAAAAAAGAAUUGAUCUGAUUCAAGUCACAAUCUAUAUGGGAUUUCCAAAGUUAUUAGUUGAGGGUAAGCCUAGAAGAAUCGAAGAAUUACAAAUGAAUGUACAAGAAAAAGUAAAUUGUGUGAACCGAAAAAUCAACAUUGUUAUUACAAAAAUUGCAAACGCUUAUAGACACCCUAAUAUUAUUGCAGAAUUUAUAGCCGGACAAUUAAAGAAUAGAGUUUCGUUUCGUAAAGCAAUGAAAAAAGCUAUUGAAUUAACUGAACAGGCAGGUACAAAAGGAGUGCAAAUACAAAUAGCGGGACGUAUCGACGGAAAAGAAAUUGCACGUGUCGAAUGGAUCAGAGAAGGUCAGGUUCCUCUACAAACCAUUCGAGCUAAAAUUGAUUAUUGUUCCUAUACAGUUCGGACUAUUUAUGGGGUAUUAGGAAUCAAAGUUUGGAUAUUUCUAAACAAAGGGUAAUUAACUUUUCCUUCUCUUUAAUGUUCCGUGUUUUUUGAUAAAACAAAAAAAAAUGAGAAAUUUUAUAAGAUUGAAUAAAAAAAUUCAAUAAAUCAUUGGAUAUUGAUAGAAUUGCUAUGCUUAGUGUGCGACUCGUUGGUUUUUUUUUGAUUGCUUUAAAUUCAAAAAAACUAAUCUAUAAUAUGAAUUUAAUGAAUAAAGAACUAAUAACCAACUCAUCGCUUUUCUUUAUCCGGAUCUCAAGAACUAGUAAAAAUAGAAAAUAUAAAUAAAGAUUUGAUAUAUUAGUGGAUAUAAUUAUAGCAACUUAAAUUUUUCAUAAACAUAAAAAAGAAAAAAACGAAUCUGAUUCUGGGUUGUAAAGCAAUAAAAAUAUAUGGAUAAAUAAGGUGAUGAGGUGAAAGAAAGAGAGAUAUAUCAAUGAUAUAAAAUACGAAUAUGUAAAGGUCUACGCAAAAAAGGUAGUGUAAUAAAGCAUCAAUAUAAAUGAAAUAUGAAUUCAUCUAUAAUAUAGAUGAAUUUUUCCCUAGAACAAAUAAAUCAAGAGUCCCGGGUCAAUAUAAAAACUGAGAAGGUUGAUUCCAGAAAAAUUCAAAUCUUAUUGAAAUAAAAACUUUUAAAUUUAAAUAGAGACUCCAUUCUAGAAUUAAGACCUAACCAUUAAUUGAGAAGCUGUGGGAACGACGAAAACUAUGAAUGCCUAGGAUGUUUUUUCAAACAAAUCUUAAUGAUUCAUUAGAUGGGAUAGCGGAACGAACCAAGAAACAAUCCUUUGUUUGAAAGGUUGUGGACUAACCCUACAUUACAUCUUAAAUUGAUAAUGAAAGAGUAAAGAUUCGCCCGCAAAAAUUUAGAUUUGUUUAACAAUUUUUGCCAAUCCGAUAUGAUAAUAAAAAAAAGAUUUGUUAUAACCUUAUAAGAUAACAACAUUAUUCAGUUCCAUACGGAUAACAAAAAUUGUCUAUAAGAAUAGAUACGAAAUUAUAUAUCAAAACUUCUAAUAGACCAAUAGAUUUUAUUAUCAAAUAUCAAAAAAUCCUGUGAUUCUAUUAUUAAUUAAAGAUAUGUAUCUUGUUGUAUAGGAUUUUACCGGUUAAAGCAUAUAUAUAUAUAUUUAAAACAUAUAUAUAUUGAAUAGCUUCUUUAUAUUUGCGAGGAGCCGUAU